Aspergillus oryzae RIB40 is the source of this 2148-nucleotide messenger RNA. Its product is annotated as E3 ubiquitin-protein ligase. Bases 1 to 2148 code for a protein of 715 amino acids. The record is from RefSeq and is a predicted model, not a curated record. NCBI's taxonomy places the organism in Eukaryota, Fungi, Ascomycota, Eurotiomycetes, Eurotiales, Aspergillaceae. The transcript has a single exon.
AUGGUCCUCUCGCUACCUGUCCCAAGCUUCUCCAAAUCCCCAACAACGUCAACAUCAACCGCCCCUCCCCUCCGCCCCAACGACAGCAACCAAUCCACCACCAUCAGCGAAGCCCUCCGCAACAACCCCUUCGGAAUCACCUCGCGCUCGCUCCUAAUCCCCCCAUCUGCUCCUACAACCGCAGACCAAAACCGCGAACAAGAAGAACUAAACAACGCCCUAGAAAUCCUCGCCCGGAUCUUCCCAGACGUGAAGAUCGAAGUCUUCCGGGAAUUACUCGUACGGUUUGACGGGCAGAGCCGGCUGCAUGUCUGCGUUGAGCAGCUCUUGCGUCAUAAAAAGGAAUGGGUGGCCGGCCGGUGGAAUGUCCCCGGGGAUGACGCCGAGGCGGCGCCGGUAACUGGGAGCCUGGUGAUUCCGCGGAAUGAACGGUUUCGGACGACUGAAUACAAGCUUGCUGUGAGGACGGUGCUAUUAAAGGAAUUCAGCGGGUUGAGCAAGAGUACGGUUGAUGCGGUUCUGGCGGAAGUGAACUUUUGUUAUGUGCGGGCGAGGCCGACGUUGAGGGAUCUUUCGAAGAGGACGUGGCGGGCGACGUUUAAUAGUCUUUUUCCUUCUUUUAAGAGUAAGAAGGAUAAGGAGGAGAGUCCGUUGGUUGUAUGGCAGCGGCAUGCGAAUGGGGAGGUGGUUCCGACGUUGAAGGAGACGGGGUGUGUGGAGUUGGAUCGGGAGUUGCAUGAUGCUUUGCUGGCGCCGUUGCUGAGCGCGAAGAAAGUGGAGUGUGAGGAUCGGGAUCGCAGGUUGGCGGAGGAGUUGAAUGAGGAAGAGGCGAAGGCCGCUGCUGCGCUUUACGAAUGCGAGUGUUGUUUAUCUGAUGUGACGUUCGAGCAGAUCUCGACUUGUUCGGAAAGCAUGCAUAUCAUCUGCUAUGGUUGUAUCCGGCGGACGAUCCAGGAAGCGCUGUUUGGUCAGGGCUGGGGGAAGUCUGUCGACGUGGAGCGGUCGACCCUGAAGUGUUUGACCCCGUUCGCCCAUGAUGGCUGUAAUGGGAGCUUGCAUCCGGAGGUUGUUAAACGAGCUAUCCUCCUUGACAAGGGCGGAUCUGAGACCUAUGUUAAGUUUGAGGGUCGGCUGGCCUCAGAGGCUCUUCUCAAGUCGCAGCUGAAGCUCAUUCGCUGUCCCUUUUGCUCGUACGCGGAGGUUGACUCGGUUUAUCAUCCCUCGGCGAAGGGGAUCACCUGGCGCUUUCGUCGGGAUGGGAUCAUCUCUACAAUUAUACUUACCGUCAUGCUCCUAGACAUGAUACCCUUGCUCGUCAUUCCCGUGAUCAUUCUCUACAUUCUAGACCCAUCCGCCGUUCAGAACUUCCUGCACAACUCGUUCCUAAACCUGUGUCUUAAGGUGCGGCCGAAGAGGUUCACCUGCGCAAACCCAUUAUGCCAACGGGUCAGUUGCAUAACAUGCCAAAAACCAUGGCGUGACCCACACGUCUGCUUUGAGCCACUCUUACUCGACCUACGAGCUACAGUUGAGGCCGCCCGCACAGCUGCAGUGAAACGCACCUGUCCCCGCUGCGGCCUAUCCUUCGUCAAAUCUUCUGGCUGCAACAAAUUAACCUGCGUCUGUGGAUACUCCAUGUGUUACCUCUGCCGCAAGGGCCUCAGCCCUCCAUCCAAAGCCACGCAACGAUUUCGCCCCAGACAACGUCAACAAGAAAAUAUCAACCCAGCAAACGCAGCAGAGAACGACGACCAAAACCUAGACGACGAGGAAUUCGAUGAACCAGAGGGCUACAAGCAUUUCUGCGAACAUUUCCGCAUCAACCCGGGAGCUCACUGUACCGAGUGCAACAAAUGCGAACUGUAUCAAGAUGAAGACGAAGAGGCUGUCGCACGUCGAGCGGGUGAGAAAGCCGAACGCGAAUGGCGCAUGCGGCAAGGCAUGGCAAGCCUCGGAGUCCGGUCUUUGCAGGUCAACAGGUCCUUCUCACGACCGAACAAGUCAGCCGGCGAUAUAUCAUUGUCGGGUCAAGGGAAGGGCCUGAACUACUGGCUGGAUGAAGUGUGGCGGGAGGGUCGGUGGAAGAUGGAAGGACAGGCCUUUGUGGAUUGGGUGGUAGAACGGGUGGUUGUUAUUGACGAGAUUUGA